UCUCUGUCCACUUUCCACCACCCUCCAGUUCUAGUCUCCGAACUUUCUGCAAAAAGUAGGAUAAGGCUAUCUUCGUAGUUUUCAGCUAAAAAGAUGGGCAAAAAGGAAAAAUGGAGCUGGACCUCCGCUUUUGUCGGAGCAGCAUCGGCGACGGCGGUGGCUGCUCUCCUCAGCGCGAGACCGAAAGACCCGACUUUCCACCUCGUUUCAAUCAAGCUCACUUCCUUCAAGCUCAAUCUUCCAAACGUGGACGCCGAUUUAAUCCUGACAGUCCACGUCACCAAUCCCAACGUAGCGCCCAUCAGAUACGGUUCGACCACCAUGUCGAUCUUCUACGAAGGGACGUUGCUCGGGGCGGCUCAGGUGAAAGCAGGGUCGCAGCGGCCGCGAUCUUGUCAAGUGCUGAAGCUUCCGACUCGGCUCGACGGCAUGGAGCUGGCUCACCACGCCAAGAAGUUUCUUGACGACGUGGGGAAGCGAGAGAUGGUGCUUGAUGCUAAGGUGGAUAUCGGAGGUAAAGCUAAGGUGUUAUGGUGGGGUCAUAGAUUCAAAGUACACGUGGAUAGUCAUAUUACCGUUGAUCCUAUUUUUCUUGACGUGAUUGAUCAGGAAAAUAAAUCCCAAUUAGAGAUUUUCCUUGUUUGAGUUCAUGAUUUAUCUUUGUUUU
Molecule: messenger RNA, 667 nt
Organism: Hibiscus syriacus
Lineage: Eukaryota; Viridiplantae; Streptophyta; Magnoliopsida; Malvales; Malvaceae
Exons: 1
Coding region: 94-645 (183 amino acids)
Biological process (GO): response to desiccation
Cellular component (GO): plasma membrane
Source: RefSeq, a predicted model, not a curated record